AAAACACUCGAUGUAUCGAUCUGGUGGGAAGCGAAGCUCUCCACUCCACUGCAGUGCAAGAUGCAAUCAAUGCGAUGACCACAGUCUCGGCAUGACGGUCUCUCUCUCUGUCUGAGAGUCUCAGAGCCUCGCUCUGGCGCGUGUCACCUCACACUCGAUCAGGCCUGAUCGAUAAGGUGGCAGGGAUCCUUGAUUGCCCUCCCUCCCUGUCUGUGUGCGUGUUUGGUUCACCUGAGGGGUCGUCGGUAGGGUAGAGUAUUUCCUGCUGGUUGGUGAGUCCGAAUCGGCCGAUGUCGAAGGGGAAGUGGUGGAUGUUGGGCAGCACCAACUUGACCGACUGAACCGAUGGACACACUGACAUACACGCGCACACAUACAGCGGCAGAAACCAGCCCUGUGUGGACAGUCCGCGAGGUGGCUUUCUCUGUCGUGCCGCACCCUCCAUUGCGCGCAGGCCCAUCUUGUACAUGGUCUCCUGCACCUGCACACACAAACACACACACCACACAGACGCCGCAGCAAUGUGACCAAGCGUCUGCGCACGUGCCCGUUUCUUUCCUCACCGAGGGGCUGUAUUCGCCACCCUCGGGCGGACCUGGCCGGACAAGACAAAAGAAAGACAGACACGUCAGAUGAGGUGGCAGCGAAUGCAUGGAAGAAAGGCGGUGUUCUCUCGGUGUCUUGCCGUACCAGCAAAGACCUCCAUCAUGCUGUCACGGAUCUCUGUCAAGCACAGACAGACAGACAGACAGACAUUCAGACGGCUGGUGAUUGGGUGCUCAUGCGGCCCCCAGUAAGGGUCCUUACUGUCGUGCAGCAGGUGGAACUGCCCCUCGGGGAGGGGCGCACCGUACGUCCACUUAGCGUCGACCUUGGUGCAGAAAAUCCGAUCCCUUCACAAACAAACAAACAACCAACACGUGUCCUACAUGCUGGAUGCCUCUAUAUUGUGGGAGGUGGGCGGCUACUUGGCGGGUGGCAGUGUGGUGUAUUCGUCGACGAUGUAGCCCUCGAAUCCCGACUGUGUGGUCUUCAUGAGCUUCAAAUCCUCAAUGCCUGACGUCACGGAGUAGGGGCCCGACCGACUGCCCACACACGUCGCCACCCUCUUCUCAGGCCCGGUGGCGCUGAACACGUGCUCGUGCGGCUUGCCAGACACAGCUGCGAGCGAGAGCGGUGGGUGCACACCCACACACAGAUGUGUGAGCUGUUCACAUCGAUGUGGCGUGAGCUUACUCAGUCUGUUCCAAAGCUUCUCUGUGAGUGUGACGGUCACACGGUCGAUGUGGGAGUGGCGGCUCAGGAAGUGACGCAUCAACGCCAAACCUGACACACACAUACAGACAGAUGAUAUGAGGUCGGUGUGGCUGCAUGACAUGAUCCGUGUGGCUGUGUUAUCUAUCUGGGCCACCGACCGAAGUCUUCGAUGGAGUCGAAGUUGCUCUUCUUGGCGAUGACGUAUGUGGUGUUCUUGACCGUGUCGGUUGGCACAAUGCGGCCGUUGUCACCAUGCGUGUACGCCUCCAAGAACGAACCUACAACAGGCGGCAAGAGAGGAACGACACUCCACAGACACGUCCAGGCCCUUCCCUUGUCAGCGCGGGCGUGUGCGCAUCUACCCACCCUCGAGCAGGGUCUCGACUUCCACCUCCAUCAGUUCGUGCCACGGCCCUGCCCCAGCCGACUUGGGUGGCGUCUUGCGCACGCGCACCACGCGCACCUUGGUCUUGCCGUAACGACCAUUGACCCUGCAGUACACCAACCGACACACCAGACCACACCACUGCAGAUGCACUGGGGCAGUGACACUGAUCUGGCUCACUCAGCCAUGAUGUAGCAGCAGCGGAAAUGGAAGAUCUCACUCACGCCAAGCCUCUACAGGCUCUCGGCCACCGUGCGAGCACCAGACUAAGGCCGCAGCAAUAUCCC
Vitrella brassicaformis is the source of this 1929-nucleotide messenger RNA. The record is from the annotation of a GenBank genome assembly. NCBI's taxonomy places the organism in Eukaryota, Vitrellaceae.